Messenger RNA from Periophthalmus magnuspinnatus, 4343 nucleotides. RefSeq names its product non-SMC condensin I complex, subunit D2 (gene ncapd2). The transcript is spliced from 32 exons. The record is from RefSeq and is a predicted model, not a curated record. Gene Ontology annotation, biological process: mitotic chromosome condensation; mitotic cell cycle; meiotic chromosome condensation. Gene Ontology annotation, cellular component: condensed chromosome, centromeric region; nucleus. NCBI's taxonomy places the organism in Eukaryota, Metazoa, Chordata, Actinopteri, Gobiiformes, Gobiidae. Gene Ontology annotation, molecular function: histone binding. Bases 103 to 4260 code for a protein of 1385 amino acids.
AAACAGAGACACAAGACAAACGGGCGCACAAACAUCAGCCCACAGCAGCAGAAAGAGGCAACGCAGGAGUUUACAGUGGAGAGUCACGUACUGGCCACAGACAUGUCUUGGGACUUCAUUGUGCCCGUCUGCGUUGGUGACUUGGUGAAAACUGGAGGAAUCAACCAAUAUGUGGUACAAGAUGUGGUUUCCCCCAAACAAAUCCCACAGUCCAUCAGCAGAUUCAAGGCAGAACUCAGAAGCAAAGGCUCCAUGUGCAUUUUGCAGCACUUUGACACAGGAUACAGUUUGCUGCAGCACAGCAAAUCAGUUGACCUUGGUGUGAAAGAAGAUGCACUGGAAUUGCUAAUCCAAGUUGUAACAGGUCUGGCUGGCUCUCUGCCUGCCCUCCUGAUGUCCACCACCAUGUCGGCUGCAGAACGCAAAGAAAACCUGAACGCUGUCAAAAUGAGUGUCUACCUGCUCUGCAAACUCACAGAGCAGCUGGAGAGCGACUCCUACAGACAAAGCAUCGUCACUGCACCGGGAAAGGGAGGGAAAAAAGGGAACACCGGACAGGGGAUGCACCAGUGGGACAGUGAGAGGGAGGCGGUGCUGCAAGCCUUGGUUCAGCUUUUCCAGGUGGAUAUUCGAUCGCUAUGGAAUCUCUCCCUGGUUGAGGAAGAGUUCAUCAGCUGUGUCACCUGUUGCUGCUACAAACUGCUCGAGAACCCAACAAUCAGUUAUGUUAAAAGCAAACCCACAAGAGACGGCAUCAUCCACCUCCUCGGAGUAAUGAUCAAGAAAUACAACCAUCUACUCGGUGCGAGUGUGAAGGUGAUUCAGUUGCUCCAACACUUUGAGCAGCUUUCCUCCGUAUUUGCCCAAGCUGUGUCUGUUUGGAGCACAGAGUACGGCGUCAGAGCAGUUAUAGGAGAAGUCAUAAGGGAGAUUGGUCUGAAAUCCAGUGAGGAGUUGGCCAGAGAGGGCUCGGGAGUGAAGGCCUUCGCUGCUUUUCUCUCUGAACUUGGGUCCCUUGUGCCUGAACUUUUGAUCCCCUACAUCAGCAUGUUAAUCACCCACUUGGAAGGAGCGAGCCACACGAUGCGCAUGGCUGUCUGCGAGGUGCUGGGAGAGCUCCUAGUCCAUAUUCUGUGCGGGGAUGGGCUGGAUGACGCUGGAAAGGCCGACCGCGACCGCUUCUUUGACACGCUGCAGGAGCAUUUACACGACACAAACUCCCACGUCCGAGCCAGGGUCAUCCAGGUGUUCACCCGAAUCGUCAACGGCAAAGCUCUGCCCUUGUGCCGUUACAGUGAAGUGAUGAAGCUCACAGUGGGGCGACUGAUGGACAAGUCUGUAAAUGUAGUGAAGAGCGCCAUCCAGCUGCUGGCGGCGUUCAUUGCACACAACCCCUACAGCUGCAAAUUGAGCAGUGAAGAUCUUAAGAAACCUCUGGAGAAGGAGACGGCCAAACUCAAAGAGAUGAAGGAGAGACGUGAUGGAAAAGUCCCCGUGGCUGUGAUAAAGGCAUCUGAGCUGUGGGCCGCUAUGGAGCCGGAGCUGCUGGUUACGGUCAGAGCUGAGCUGGAGCCCAAAGGAGAGAGUGAAGGAGAGGAGGAGGAGGAAGAGGAGCAGGAGGAAGAAGACGACAGAGCCACCGGGGUCAAGAUCGCUCAGUAUCUUCGUGACAACAAAUACAGAAAUGCAGUGCGUUUGUGUGUAAAGGCCCACAGCAGAUUCCCCGAGUCUGACAUCUUCUCCCGUCUGUCCACUCUCUCCUCGGAGACCUUAAUGGACACUCUGGCUUUCAUAUUCAAAGGCUCCGGUGAGGACUCUGCAGACGUGAGCCAAAAUCUGCCCCCGACUCCUCAAAAGGAGGAAAAGGAGGGUGACGAGAGCGAGCUGCAGAAACAGGAGAUGCUGGUGCAGUAUCUGACAGACACGGAGGCGUUUGCUCUGCAGGUGGAGAAGGCCAUCGCUGUCAUCAACACGAUGCUCUACUGGAAAACCACCUCAGUGGUGCAGGAGGCUGUGCAGUUCUGCGUCACCGUCUGCGAGUUCAGCGUCGCAAACUCCAUCAGCGGUGUGAGGAAGAUGUUGCCUUUGGUUUGGUCGACGGACGCGGCGGUUAAAGACGCGGUGGUCCAAGCCUACAGGAGACUCUACCUCAACCCACAGGGGGACACAGUCAGGAUGAAGGCUCAGAAUCUGGUGGACAACCUCUCGGAGCUCAUGGUCGAUGCAUCUCUGGGAACAAUCCAGUGUCUCGAAGAAAUUGUUCAGGAGUUCUUUGGCAGUGGGAGCAGUCUCCAGUCCACGGUGAUCCAGGUCCUAUGGGAAAGAUUCACCGGCAAAAGGGAGACCUCCAUCCUUCACAGGAGAGCCGCUGUGCUGUUACUGGGGAUGGCUGCAAGGUCCAAGCGGGAGGUUGUUCUCGGUAAUCUGGACACCCUCUGCUCCGUUGCUUUGGGAGAAAAAGUGACUGAGGAUUUUCUUUUUGCCCGAGACACCGUGAUAACCAUCUGCAGCAUCACUGACCACGUCCGACAGUCCAAAGAUGCUCCUUUUAGACUUCCCCAGGAACACCAGCUCUUCACCUGUCUGUUCAACGCCAUAGCUGAAGGUGUUGUGAUGGAGGACCCAUACUGGCAGAGCUUCAUGGAGCAGGCCGUCAGACUGAUCUACUUCCUGUCUGAGUCACCUGACCAGCUCUGCUCCCGCCUCCUGCAGCGCUGCGCUCGUCAGUUACUCGACCAGAUCGCAGAAGGCGGAGAAACGAACAAAAACCCGAUCCAAGAUGGCUCCCAGGACUCGGAGCCAGGUGAACACGUGAGCUGCGUGUGCCUGGCUCAGCUGCUGGGGCUCUGCGGGGCUGUGGCGUUCUGGCAGGUGUCUCAUCUGGAGCGCAGUGUGAGCGCGGAGCUGCGGAGGAGGAGAGGAGAGACGGAGGAGAGGGAGGAGAAGGAGAAGGGACCCACCAGCAAGUCUAAGCAGGCAGCCAAUGAAAGUGCCAUGGAGGAGGAGCUGGGUUUGAUGGGAGCUUCGGCUGAAGACACAGAAGCAGAACUCAUCCGCAAAAUCUGCGAGACCGAACUACUCGCUGAGGAGAACCUGCUGUGCGCGUUCCUGCCCCUGCUGGUGAAAGUCUGCAGCUCUCCAGGACGAUACUCCCACCCGCAGCUCACCACAGCGGCCUGCCUCGCGCUCUCUCAGUACAUGAUGAUCAGCCCGUCGGCCUGUGAGGAGAACCUGCGUCUGAUGUUCACCGUCCUGGAGCGCUCCUCCCUCCCCGUCGUCAGGGCCAACGCCAUCAUCGCCCUGGGAGACCUCACCGUGCGCUUUCCCAACAUCCUGGAACCCUGGACACAGAAUCUCUACGCCAGGCUCGGCGACGAGGAGCCGUCCGUGAGGCAGACGGCUGUCACGGUUCUGACGCAGCUCGUCCUGAAGGAUGUGCUCAAGGUCAAAGGUCAGAUCAGCGAAGUCGCUCUGCUGCUAAUUGACCCCGAGCCGCACAUCGCCAGCCUCGCCCUCAACUUCUUCAACGAGCUGUCGACAAAGGACAAUGCCAUUUACAACCUGCUCCCAGACAUCAUCAGCCGAUUGUCUGAUCCAGAGAGAGGAAUGAAAUCGGACGACUUCAACACGAUCAUGACGCAGCUGUUUUCCUACAUUACUAAAGAGAGACAAACUGAAUCCCUGGUUGAAAAACUGUGCCAGCGUUUCAGGACGGCCAAGACGGAGAGGCAAUGGUGCGACCUGGCCGUGUCCCUGUCCCUUUUGUCCAUGUGUGAGCGCGGAUUUAAGCGUCUGCAGGAGUGUUGGGAGUGUUACAGCGAUAAACUCACGGAACCGGGAGUCUACCAACCUCUGCUCAACAUCAUGGCCAAACUCCGCAGAGGCGCCAAAGUGCAGUUUAAGGCUCAGGUGGAGGAGUUUGAGAAGCGGCUCACUGCGGUCCACACUAAAGGUCUGGAGAACGUAGAGAGUCCAGAGAUGGAGGAGGAGAACCAGAAAGCAGAGAAAACAGCUCUGCGGACGCCGCUGCCAACGAGAGGCCGCUCCAAGGCUAAAGGUCAGACAAAGGCGUCAGUCUCGGGACAAGAGGGCGACAGUUUCGUGACGCCUCGGAAAUCUCGCCGAACGAAGAAAGCUCAGAUCACGUUCAGCAGCGACGAAGAGGAGGAUGAAGAGGACGCUGUCAUGGCUGAGAGCGAGACGCCUAAAGUCACGACCCCGAUCGCUCGCACUUCUCGACGAGCCCGCCUCAGGAAUUAACCUUUUAUCUUUUACAAUCUUUGUUUUAUCCUUUUAUGUCCUGUACUUUUUUAAAUGUCUUUAUCUUCUGUAUAUAUUUUAAC